UAUUGGACUAGUAAGACGGAGGAUUAGUAAGCGUGCUUGUGGCGACUUGAUUGUCCGUUCCAAGCUGGGGAACACUUGUGUCGUGUGCGGCGUGGUGUCUGGGGAGCAGGGAAGCCUUAUCAGUAUAGACCGCCGGAGUCCAUUCAACAUGUCACGGCAGAGCUUAGUCAAGAGUGAGUCUGCAGGCGCCGAGGAGAUGCUGUCCCUCAUCCGCCAGUCCCUCAAGACAUGCAAGGUUCCCGGGGAGACUAACUUCGAGGCCACAGCUCCCCAUGUGUUCGUGACCCUGGGGGCGUCCGGUGACCUUGCCAAGAAGAAGAUAUACCCCACUCUCUGGGGGCUAUACCGAGAUAGGCUGGUCCCUGAAAACACCAUCUUCGUCGGCUAUGCAAGAUCUGACCUUACCAUUGAGCAAGUCCGGGAGAAGUGUGAGGGCUUUAUGAAGGUCAAGGAGGGGGAGGAGGAGCGCUAUGAGCAGUUCUGGAAGGUCAAUUACUAUGUCCAAGGCUCCUAUGACACCCGGAGGGACUUUGAGCUCCUGAACCAAGAGAUCACGAAGGUUGGAACGGAAAAAGCCAAUAGGAUUUUCUACCUGGCUCUCCCUCCUUCGGUCUUUGAGGUGGUCACGGCGAAUUUAAAACAAUGCUGUAUGGCCCGGAUAGGAUGGACCAGGGUCAUCAUUGAGAAGCCAUUCGGGAAGGACUCCGCAUCCUCCGCCAAGCUGUCCAGCCACCUCGCAGGACUCUUCAAGGAGGAGGAGAUUUACAGGAUCGAUCAUUACCUCGGCAAGGAGAUGGUGCAGAACUUGAUGACAUUGAGGUUCGGCAACAGGAUCUUCGGGCCCACCUGGAAUCGGGACAACAUCGCGUCCGUCCUGAUCUCUUUCAAGGAGCCGUUCGGAACACAGGGUCGCGGCGGCUACUUCGACAGCUUCGGCAUCAUCAGGGACGUCAUGCAGAACCACCUCCUGCAGAUCCUGUGUCUCUUCGCCAUGGAAAAGCCGUGCUCCACCGCGGCCGACGACAUACGAGACGAGAAGGUCAAAGUGCUGAAAUCCAUGGACGUGGUAGGGAUGGAGGACGUGGUGUUAGGUCAGUACAUGGGCAAUCCAGACGGUGAAGGGGACGCUAAUCUGGGCUACCUCGAUGACCCAACCGUGCCAGAGGGGUCCACCACGCCCACGUACGCCCUCGCUGUUACCAGAAUCAAUAACGAGAGAUGGGAUGGUGUGCCCUUCAUCCUGCGCUGUGGCAAGGCGCUGAACGAGAGGAAGGCCGAGGUGCGCAUUCAGUACCGUGACGUGCCUGGCGAUAUCUUCCACGGACAGACGAAGAGGAACGAACUGGUGAUCCGCGUCCAGCCCGGCGAGGCCAUCUACUGCAAGAGAGAGAGAGAGACCCCAGGAAUGUCGUUCGGGCUUGAGGAGACGGAGCUUGACCUGACCUACGGGGAUCGCUAUCGGGGGGCCAAGCUUCCUGACGCUUACGAGAGACUCAUCCUAGACGUGUUCUGCGGCUCUCAGAUGCACUUCGUCAGGAGCGACGAGCUUGCCGAGGCGUGGCGAAUCUUCACUCCGCUCCUUCAUCACAUCGAGCAGAAGAAACCGAUGCCAAUCCCUUACACGUACGGCUCCCGCGGCCCACGGGAGGCGGACAAGAAAUUGGCGGAUAACAACUUUGUCUACUACGGCUCUUACAAGUGGACCAAGCCAAGCCAGCUGUAGAGAGAGGGAGAGAAGGGGGUGCGAGAGGGGUGUGUCGAUGUCUAUACUGUGGCUUGUACGAGUUUAGGACAGGGCUGUGUGUCUGUCUAAUAUGUGAAUGGUUUUGUCUAUGGCAUCUACAAGUGGACCAAACCAAGCCAGCUGUAGAGAGAGAGAGAAGGGACAUGU
Molecule: messenger RNA, 1891 nt
Organism: Eriocheir sinensis (Chinese mitten crab)
Lineage: Eukaryota; Metazoa; Arthropoda; Malacostraca; Decapoda; Varunidae
Gene: Zw
Product: glucose-6-phosphate 1-dehydrogenase-like
Exons: 6
Coding region: 149-1723 (524 amino acids)
Biological process (GO): pentose-phosphate shunt, oxidative branch; glucose metabolic process
Cellular component (GO): cytosol
Molecular function (GO): glucose-6-phosphate dehydrogenase activity; NADP binding
Source: RefSeq, a predicted model, not a curated record